Molecule: messenger RNA, 462 nt
Organism: Aspergillus piperis CBS 112811
Lineage: Eukaryota; Fungi; Ascomycota; Eurotiomycetes; Eurotiales; Aspergillaceae
Exons: 2
Coding region: 1-462 (153 amino acids)
Source: RefSeq, a predicted model, not a curated record
AUGGCGGCCGAUAUCGUCGCGCGAAAAUCGCUUAGUCAGAAGCAAAACUCUCCGAGGGUCAACAGGCUUCUCUGCCUGAGUCGGUCAGUUCCAGGAGACGAGACGCACGUGGAGGAUCUUCCGGGAGGCGGCCAAUCGAACCUUGAGCGUUACAUUGCCGGCCAAGCCACUUACCGAAAACUGAAAAUAAGGCGAGAAAAAGGCCCCAAAAGGAUGUCGGAGUCGGAGGCGGAAAGAGCCGGAGUCGGAGCCGGAGCGGGGGGCCCUGCUUCAGGCCAACUUCAGGCCAUAUUCCUUCGGACCAACCUAAUGCGCUGCUACUGCUGUCAGCCUGCGCGGCGAUUGGCUGGCUCGUUGUUCUAUCUCGUCCUGCUGCUGCUCCUCAUCACCAUGGCCAUCAUCAUCGUCGCUCAUGCUGUCUCCAUUCCCGUGCAGGACUACUUCCAGUGCUUCUUCUGCUGA